AGGAGUCGCUGUAUAUAAGUGUAGAGGCGCGUGCUGAAACUGGAUUUCGGUUCCGUGUUCGGCUGGAGUGGUUUUUAUUAAUUACUAUUAAUUUUUUUUUUUUUAAAGUGCUCGGAUUGAACAGAAAAUUCUCUUUUUAAACCCAAAGACGUAAAAUGGGACGCGGAGAAGGUCGGGAACAAUAUGAGCCGGCAGCCACCUCCGAACAGGGGGGCAAGAAAUCCAAGUCCAAGGCCAAGAAGGACAAGGAUAAGGAUAUGGAUGAACUUAAAAAGGAAGUGGACUUGGAUGAUCAUAAGCUGACUCAGGAAGAGCUGAACAGGAAGUAUGGCACAGAUCUUACGAGGGGAUUGACUGCCGCUCGUGCGAAAGAGAUUCUUGCACGUGACGGACCCAACGCUCUGACUCCCCCUCCCACCACUCCAGAAUGGGUCAAAUUCUGCAAACAGCUUUUUGGUGGAUUCUCCACUCUUCUGUGGAUUGGAGCUAUUCUUUGUUUCCUGGCAUAUGGAAUUCAAGCAGCUUCAGAAGAUGAACCAGCAAAUGAUAACUUGUACCUGGGUAUCGUGUUAUCUGCAGUGGUUAUGAUCACCGGUUGUUUCUCAUACUAUCAAGAGGCGAAGAGCUCAAAGAUCAUGGACUCCUUCAAGAAUCUUGUUCCUCAGCAAGCCUUGGUCAUCCGUGAUGGUGAGAAAAUGAGCAUCAAUGCAGAGGAGGUGGUUGUUGGAGACCUUGUCGAAGUGAAGGGUGGAGACAGAAUUCCUGCUGAUCUGCGUAUAAUUUCUGCCCAUGGAUGCAAGGUGGACAAUUCCUCACUCACUGGCGAAUCUGAGCCCCAGACUCGUUCUCCAGACUUCUCUAAUGAAAAUCCUUUGGAAACAAGGAACAUUGCUUUUUUUUCUACCAAUUGUGUAGAAGGUACAGCUAGAGGUAUCGUCAUCAACACUGGUGAUCGCACCGUGAUGGGCCGUAUCGCUACUCUUGCCUCUGGUCUGGAAGUUGGCCGAACCCCCAUUUCCAUUGAAAUUGAGCACUUCAUCCACAUAAUCACUGGUGUGGCUGUCUUCCUUGGUGUGUCCUUCUUUAUUCUGUCCCUAAUUCUUGGAUACUCCUGGCUCGAGGCUGUCAUUUUCCUCAUUGGUAUCAUUGUCGCAAACGUGCCAGAGGGUCUCCUGGCUACUGUAACUGUGUGUCUGACUCUAACCGCCAAACGUAUGGCAAAGAAGAACUGUCUUGUGAAAAAUCUCGAAGCUGUAGAAACCCUUGGCUCCACCUCUACUAUUUGCUCAGACAAGACGGGAACUCUGACCCAAAACCGUAUGACUGUGGCACAUAUGUGGUUUGACAAUCAAAUUCAUGAAGCGGAUACCACCGAGAACCAAAGUGGAACCUCUUUUGACAGAAGCUCUGCCACUUGGGCUGCCCUGGCUCGAAUCGCUGGCCUCUGCAAUCGUGCAGUCUUCCUUGCAGAUCAAGAUAGUGUUCCAAUCCUUAAGAGAGAUACAGCUGGUGAUGCGUCGGAGUCUGCCCUGUUGAAAUGUAUUGAGCUUUGCUGUGGUUCAGUGAAAGACAUGAGGGAUAAAUACACAAAGAUCGCGGAGAUCCCUUUCAACUCCACUAAUAAAUACCAGCUUUCCAUCCACAAGAAUCCCACUGAGGGAGAGAGCAAACACCUGCUAGUAAUGAAGGGAGCUCCUGAGAGGAUUCUGGACCGUUGUUCAACUAUUCUGCUUCAAGGAAAAGAGCAACCACUGGAUGAUGAGUUGAAGGAUGCUUUCCAGAACGCCUACUUGGAACUGGGGGGCCUAGGAGAGCGAGUGCUGGGUUUCUGCCAUUAUGAUCUUCCGGAUGAUCAGUUCCCUGUGGAGUUCCAGUUUGACACAGAUGAAGUGAACUUCCCCACUGAGAACCUGUGCUUUGUUGGCCUCAUGUCCAUGAUCGACCCUCCUCGUGCUGCAGUACCUGACGCUGUUGGCAAGUGCAGGAGUGCUGGAAUCAAGGUUAUCAUGGUUACAGGAGAUCAUCCAAUCACAGCUAAAGCCAUUGCUAAGGGUGUGGGUAUCAUCUCUGAAGGCAACGAGACUGUGGAAGACAUUGCUGCUCGUCUGAACAUUCCAAUAAACGAGGUUAACCCAAGGGAUGCAAAGGCCUGUGUGGUUCAUGGUGGGGAUCUUAAAGACCUGACCCCUGAGCAAUUAGAUGAUGUCUUGAAACACCACACUGAGAUUGUGUUUGCCAGAACUUCUCCUCAACAAAAACUGAUUAUUGUGGAAGGUUGCCAGCGACAGGGUGCCAUUGUGGCUGUGACUGGUGAUGGUGUGAAUGAUUCUCCUGCUCUGAAGAAGGCCGACAUCGGUGUAGCAAUGGGUAUUGCUGGAUCUGAUGUCUCCAAACAGGCUGCUGAUAUGAUUCUCCUGGAUGACAACUUUGCUUCUAUUGUUACUGGAGUUGAGGAAGGUCGACUAAUCUUUGACAACCUGAAGAAGUCAAUUGCUUACACCUUGACAAGUAAUAUUCCCGAGAUCACACCUUUUCUUCUGUUUAUAAUUGCCAACAUCCCUCUUCCUCUGGGCACAGUCACCAUUCUUUGCAUUGACCUUGGUACAGACAUGGUCCCUGCAAUUUCCUUGGCUUAUGAGGCAGCUGAGAGUGACAUCAUGAAGAGGCAGCCCAGAAACCCCAAGACAGACAAACUGGUUAAUGAAAGGCUUAUUAGCAUGGCCUAUGGACAGAUUGGUAUGAUUCAGGCACUUGCCGGCUUCUUUACCUACUUUGUAAUCCUGGCUGAGAAUGGAUUCCUGCCUUCUACAUUGCUGGGAAUACGUGUAUACUGGGAUGACAAAUAUAUCAAUGACCUGGAGGAUAGUUAUGGGCAGCAAUGGACAUAUGAGCAGAGGAAGAUCGUGGAGUUCACAUGCCACACUGCAUUCUUUAUCAGUAUUGUGGUUGUGCAAUGGGCAGAUUUGAUCAUCUGUAAGACCAGGAGGAAUUCUGUCUUUCAGCAAGGAAUGAAGAACAAAAUUCUCAUCUUCGGGUUGUUUGAGGAGACUGCUUUGGCAGCUUUCCUCUCUUACUGUCCAGGAAUGGAUGUUGCCCUCAGAAUGUAUCCACUCAAGCCAAACUGGUGGUUUUGUGCCUUCCCCUACUCACUACUUAUCUUUAUUUAUGAUGAAAUCCGAAAGCUUAUCAUCCGACGCAGUCCAGGAGGUUGGGUGGAGAGGGAGACCUAUUACUAAAGCAUCCUGUCCACACUGCACAAGUUUAUUUGCAUGGCUGUCUUGCUGCCUGGAAUUUAACCUCAGUAAUUCAGUUUAUAUAAAAUCCACAAAUCUGUACAUCUCUAGGGAAUGCUCGACACAAACAUGGAGAUCAUGAACCAAGACAUUGCGUGCCUUGUUUCUGAAGCCGGACCAAUUUUCUACGUUUUUAAAAUUGUGAUGAAUAAACUCCCAGUCGUUUCCCACAUUUUGGAAUCAUUUGGAUGCUUUACAUUUAUUCAUUUGGCAGACAUUUUGUCCAAAUAGACCUACAAACUGAUAAAGGAUGCAAACAUAGAGUUGAACAGUUUGAAAGGGUCUUGCUCAAGGUCCUUAAAGUGUCUAGUGGUACGUGUGGGGGGAUUUUUUUUUUGUUUAGAUUCCCCCCGUUGCUCUUAGCUCUUGGUGUGAAUUGACUAGUCUGCUCUCCUCUAAAAUAAAAACCUGUAGAGUAGUUUUACUCAGUACAGCUCUAUUAGCUCUGCACAGAAUAAUUUUAAAUCAUCAUGUCUGCAGCGUCCUUUUCUGAAAGUGGGGUAAACUCCCUUUAUAGACGUGAUUUUGUAGCUUUAAGGCUUUCACGGUGCCAAAUGAUCUGCGAGAUUUCCAGACCAAGUUGGAGCCACCGAGUUCUGUCUUUCUGUGCUUCCAACUUCUUUUAAAGUCUAUUCUUUAUAUACUUUGGAGGGAAGCAAGUUUAAGCCUAAAUGACCAUGGCUCCCUAGCAUAAGCUGUUAUUCACAUUACACGUGAUCACGAAUUCGAAAUAUUCACAUACACGCAGGAAAUCGUAAGCACAUGGGUUCUGGUGCUAUCUAAUUUCAUUUAAUGACCCGUACAGCUACAGGUCACAUUUGCUUAAGAUGUUUUUCCUCUGUGUAUGUGUGUGAAUUAAAUCGGCACGUUUUUAUUUCCUCAAUCUGUUCCACUUAAAACCUAAUUUUUCCUCAGCUACUAUAAAACUGAGACCAACACUGGGAAAGACCAUUAACAACUGUAAUUGUCUAGGUUACAGCUUGAGCUAAACCCUUUCAGCUGAGCUCUGCUUAAUUAAUUUACAAUUAUUUAAUAAACCAAAUGAAGCAGUGGCACAUCAAACUCCCCCCCCAAAAAAAAAAGCAUUUUAAAAGCUCAGUAAGAGGAAAAAUGUAUUGCAACACAUAUAUUUUAUUGUUUGGUGCAAUAAGAAUAAGCAUGAACCCAGUGUACUUUUAAUGUAGGAGUAUGCUUUUGCCUGAUAUGACAUUAAGGCAGAAAAAAACCAUGUAAUUUGUAUUUUAAACCAUGUAUUCAGUGUGCAUGAUUUUGCAUGACUUUUAGAGAAUUAAGAAUUAUACAAACAAAACAGCAACUGGGUCCAGUGUGAAGUGAGUUUAUCAUCAGGCAGAGGAAGUGCUUUUGAACCAGGCAACAUGUACAGUCAUCAUUUCUGCCUAAUUUAGGCUUUACCACUUUCUGAAACCUGAAUAAAAUGCAGGAAAUAUGAGCUUGCCAAUCAUCUUCUGUUUAUGACCUCCUUGAUAUGUAAGUCACUAGUAUAAAUGCAUUCCCUAUAUGAAUGAAGACUGUUAAAUGAAUCCAAUAAAAAGACAAAGGUUA
This is a messenger RNA of Neoarius graeffei (lesser salmon catfish), 4856 nucleotides long. Its product is annotated as sodium/potassium-transporting ATPase subunit alpha-1. Gene Ontology annotation, biological process: intracellular sodium ion homeostasis; sodium ion export across plasma membrane; intracellular potassium ion homeostasis. Gene Ontology annotation, cellular component: membrane. The record is from RefSeq and is a predicted model, not a curated record. The transcript is spliced from 22 exons. Gene Ontology annotation, molecular function: ATP hydrolysis activity; P-type sodium:potassium-exchanging transporter activity; ATP binding. Lineage: Eukaryota; Metazoa; Chordata; Actinopteri; Siluriformes; Ariidae. Bases 156 to 3236 code for a protein of 1026 amino acids.